AAAGGGCCCGUUCGGCUGGUUGAGACGCCGAGAACGUUUGUCGGUGAGUCGGCCCUCAAGAGCCGCUCAAAGCCCAUAAUCGGUGGACGUCACAACAAACCGAAAGACGUGGGGUUCCGGAGCAGUAGCUGCUGCCGCUGCUCUGUCACUGCGGAUUGCGUCGUCUCCGCCCGUCGCCUUUGUAGGACGCGUCCCUGAGAAACGUCCAGGCCUAGGCGCGGCCCGCCGAGCCCGACGUGUUGCUGCCGUGAGUAAAGCGAGCGCCUUCUCCACGGGCGGUUUGCAAGUUAAGAUGGAGGAAAUUUCGUUGGCCAACCUGGAUACUAACAAGCUAGAGGCCAUUGCUCAGGAGAUAUACGUAGACCUGAUAGAGGAUUCUUGUUUGGGAUUCUGCUUUGAGGUACAUCGGGCAGUCAAAUGUGGCUACUUCUACCUGGAGUUCGCAGAGACUGGUAACGUGAAGGAUUUUGGCAUUCAGCCAGUGGAAGACAAAGGAGCGUGCCGCCUCCCUCUCUGCUCCCUUCCUGGAGAACAGGGGAAUGGGCCUGAUCAGCAGCUGCAGCGCUCCCCUCCAGAAUUCCAGUAACUGCAACAUGGCAGAGUCAGAGAGUGACCAGGACAGUCGUGUAGAAUGGUCCCGUGGCCUGGAGGAGUAAGCUUAGUAGGGGGAAAGAAAAGUAAAUCAGACAAAGGUCCCAACUCUCCCCCUCCCCCCCCCCUUGAAGAUCCUAGCAAUUCAAAAUCCCAGAGUGGAGAAUUUAGGAAUUCGGAUUCAUUUUUAAGUGUACCUAGGCCUGAAACCUUGGGCGUAAGAAGGUGCACAGCUCGGGCAGCAUGCAAUGUGUGUUGAUCUCUAAACACAGCUGGUUGUACACAAGAUCCCUGUAUUGCCCUCUCAGUGCACAGGUGAGCAUGUGUGGGCCCGACAUAAAAAAUCCUUUUUGUUCCCAUCUGCUUCAUGUCAAGGACUUCUUGGACAGUUUGGACAUUGGUGAUGUUCAGGCCAUUAUCAAUGGGCUUCAAUGGGACGACUCCUCUGAUUUCUAUGCCUCUGAUUUGGGCUUCUCUGAUACAAAUAAAAGGUAUGAGAUCUGGAGACUUGACAGUGUCAAUUUGGAACAACCAAGGAAAAGAUUUCCCACUCGAAUUUGGUAGGGAAGCUCCUCAGUCUUGACUGCAAGGAGAAGAAAAAGUUCAAAACCACCUGUUUUCCAACAUUUGCUAUGAUUUCAGCACACCUGGGGCCAGGCCUAGCCUUUGGCUGAACAGAAUCCUUUUUCAUUCCCUUCCACCAGUGGCUUAGGCUUGGCAAAGGACAACUUGCUUGUCCAGACAGGCAGAGAAUUGAAUUGUGAUCCCAUGGGGAGGUAGUAGAGACCUCUGCAAGUAUACACUGUCUCCUACUGGAAGAUUCCUAUGUAUUGUGGUGUGGACUUGUUUGGUGGGAUAGUCCGUUACCACUCGAUUUACUGGUGACAUAGACAGUACAUGGAUUGACUUGGGUAUUAUGCCAGGUCACUACCUGCCUCCUACUGCAGGGGUGCUACUCAACUGUAGAAGAGCAUGAGCCCAAAGGGGACCUCUUCCAGCUGCCCUCAGUAAUGUGAAUGGUUUAGUGCUAGGAGCUAAGUAGCGGGACUGGGUCAUCUCUCCUCUGACUUUGUGGAGAGUCCUUCCUGUUGAAUGCCCCUCUUCCUUGAGUUGGGCUGUCAGAGCUCUGCUAUGGUGAACAUUUAAAUUUUCUCUGCCCUUCACAAGGGGUAAUCUUUCCACUUGGUACCCUUUGGACUUCAUGACAGCUAGAGCUGUCUUUUUGUUGUUGGAAGUCAGGAAAAGACCUCCAAAUCCCCUGGCUUUAUGGUAUGAAAUAGGAAAGGAUUGGAAGUGAGAAUGACAUAUCAAAAUUGCCUUGUGUUUUACUCCCUGAG
Castor canadensis (American beaver) is the source of this 1928-nucleotide messenger RNA. RefSeq names its product ataxin 7 like 3B (gene Atxn7l3b). NCBI's taxonomy places the organism in Eukaryota, Metazoa, Chordata, Mammalia, Rodentia, Castoridae. The record is from RefSeq and is a predicted model, not a curated record. Gene Ontology annotation, biological process: regulation of gene expression.